Nothobranchius furzeri (turquoise killifish) is the source of this 1124-nucleotide messenger RNA. RefSeq names its product forkhead box R1 (gene foxr1). NCBI's taxonomy places the organism in Eukaryota, Metazoa, Chordata, Actinopteri, Cyprinodontiformes, Nothobranchiidae. Gene Ontology annotation, molecular function: DNA-binding transcription factor activity; sequence-specific double-stranded DNA binding. The record is from RefSeq and is a predicted model, not a curated record. Gene Ontology annotation, cellular component: nucleus. Gene Ontology annotation, biological process: regulation of DNA-templated transcription.
ACCUUUAGGUCUCAGUUUUCCUUCUCACCAGAAAGUCUUCAUCAGAAUUGGAAGAAAAACGCCCAGAAAAACAACCAACUAUGAAUUUACAACUUAAAACAAAAUCCAGAUUAUUUGAUUUGCACUGUUCUGUGGGUCUGUUGGACUGGGACAUGGAUAAGGAACUGAAAUUAGCAACAACCACUGACCAGUUUUAUCAUGAUGAGAAACUGAUCGAUCAACAUGUGGGUCAAAAACCUUCAGCGUUAGCCUCAAAAAGAAAAGAUGAAUUUGUUUGUUGUGCUAAAACAUCAGAUUCUUUAGUAAAACCAAACCUGUGGCUGCUGGUGAAUCCAAACAUUGUCUGUCCGGUCCAACACCGACAGGAUGCCGAGCUGCAGCAUGAAUCUCAUCAGGGAAUCAAGACACCUCUACAAGAACUUGCAGGAACACAAUGUCCACCCACAGCUGAGCUUCUCCCUCAGGAGGAACCACUGCAUUCUUUUUCCAUGAUAAAGAAUGAAGUCUCCAGUCAACCAGUGAGAAGACGCAAAGGAAGGCUCAUCAAAGUUGUGGACACAAAAACCUUAAAGCCUGGAUGCUGGCCUCGUCCUCCAGUAAAUUACUGUGUCCUCAUUGCUUUGGCCCUGAAGAACAGCCAGACUGGGAGCCUCAAAGUCCAGCAGAUAUACAACUUCACCAGAGAACAUUUCCCGUUCUUCCAGACAGCUCCAGACGGCUGGAAAAAUACCAUCCGACACAACUUGUGCUUCAACAACAGUUUCCGCAAGACCUGCAACCAGCUCUGUAGGGAUGGUAAGAGGAAGUCAUGUUUCUGGCACCUGACUCUGGAGGGUCACCAACGGCUACGGGACGAGCUUCACAUGCUGACAGGAGAAACCUUAAAACUGCUAGAGAGGAGUAUGUCCAACUCAGAUAUAAUCUGGAGCUUACUAGAAAUGUGAUUGCAGUUCUGAAAUUAAAUGUCUUACAUCUGCAUUGUGUAUUGUGGUUCUGCAUUAGUGUAAAUUGUCUUGUAAACAGUUAAAUCACAGAACCCUAACCCUAUUAAGAAUUCAGUCAUCCCCUGAAGCGUGGGUUUUUAGUGGUUAGGUCCUUACAAAAUAAAAGCUUUUUAAAAUGUU